Messenger RNA from Aspergillus tubingensis, 666 nucleotides. RefSeq names its product sugar O-acetyltransferase. Bases 1 to 666 code for a protein of 221 amino acids. The record is from RefSeq and is a predicted model, not a curated record. The transcript is spliced from 3 exons. Lineage: Eukaryota; Fungi; Ascomycota; Eurotiomycetes; Eurotiales; Aspergillaceae. Gene Ontology annotation, molecular function: acetyltransferase activity.
AUGACGACAUCGAAAGAAUGGCAGAAGAUGCUCAAUGGAGAGCUCUACGCUCCUUGGGAUGCAGACCUUCAGGCCAAUCGGCAGCGCUGCAAAGAAGCAUGCGACAGGUUCAAUCAAGCUGGGCAGGUCGCUCGGCGUCGCAGGGUGGAAUUAUGGCGGGACAUCCUAGGUGAUACGCGCCCUCUGCCUCCAGCCCAUUCCGAUCCUCGGGAGGAUGAGAAGCUCUUUGACGAUACAGAUCCCUAUGUGGACCCUCCCAUCUCGGUGGAUCACGGCUUGAACUUCAAGGUCGGCAAAAAAACCUUUCUGAACUACAACCUUCAUGUCCUGGAUACAUGUCUCGUGACCAUUGGUGAAAGGGUGCUUACCGGUCCGAAUCUUUGUAUCUACGGGGCUACCCAUCCUUUGGACCCAGCUGUGCGACGGGGUAUAGAGGGCCCAGAAGCCGGCAAGGAAGUGCAUAUCGAAGACGAUGUCUGGAUAGGAGGCAGUGUAAUCAUCUUAGCCGGAGUUACUAUCGGACGAGGCAGUACGGUGGGAGCUGGAUCUGUGGUGACAAGGAGCGUUCCUCCCUUCCAUUUUGUUGCCGGAAACCCAGCCCGCAUCAUUCGCCGGAUCGAAACGAGCAUGGAUCCCGAUCAGCGCAAAGAAAGUCAACCCGAGUGA